AUGUGGCUAUGGCUUUUUGCGCCAUUUCUCAUUAGAAAUGUGAUUGCUGCUAACUUCGAUCCUACUGAGUUCUUUAAGACACGAUGUGAGCCCAAAUGCGUUUUCGAGGCAUCUAACUUGAAUUCCACUAAUAUAGAUAAGUUCCCAAAGGAUUGCUCCACUGUUUGCACAGAUUUGGCGAUAGAUGACAAAUGUGAUUUGACUGAGGAGCAGUUGACGGCUACACUGCAGAAUAUGAAGCAUUUGGUGGGAAGUUUGAUUGUGAUAAGUGUCAAAUAUACGAGUGUGAAGUUUCUGGCUGGCUUGGAGUCUGUGGAGUGUGGCGAUCUCGAUUUCCUCAUUGUCCUGAACAACAAAAUGUUUGAAGUCGGUAUGACAAGCCUCAACACCAUCAAUUGCUCUUCGAUCGCCAUUGACAAUAAUAAAGAGAUGACCAAGUUGAAUGUGCCUAACUUGAAAUACAUGUACCCAUCUGAAGUUAAUAAAACCGAAAUCAAGGUCCGCAUCGAUGGAUUAUCCAAAAAGUUCUGUGUGACGACUGAGGAAAUGUAUAACUUGAUGGGUGUACCAAAUAUCGACUUGGAUAGUCUUGAAGGAAUGCAUUGUGAGCCAGCGACCCCCUUGACUAAUGGAAAAGUUUGUAACUCAUCGUAUACAUUGAUCUACCCAACAGAAAUACUCGAUGGGUGCACUCAAUACUUUGGGAGUCUGGUAAUAAACUCUGAAAAUGAAAAAGAUGUGAGCAAGUUGAAGUCAGUGGAGGCGAUAUUUGGUCCAUUGUUUAUUGAGAAGACCAACUUGACCAGUAUCGAUUUUCUGACCAAUUUGAAGUUCAUUUCUACGUUGGGAUAUGACACCACCGCAGUUCAAGUUAUCAACAAUCCAUUCCUAUCGAAUUUCUCAUUUCCCAGUUUGAAGAAUUUGAUGGGAAGAGUUGUGAAUCGAUUCAAGUGA
Messenger RNA from Caenorhabditis remanei, 954 nucleotides. RefSeq lists its product as uncharacterized. The coding region runs from base 1 to 954 and encodes 317 amino acids. Lineage: Eukaryota; Metazoa; Nematoda; Chromadorea; Rhabditida; Rhabditidae. The record is from RefSeq and is a predicted model, not a curated record. The transcript is spliced from 7 exons.